UCGCGCAGCCAUGGCCUCAGGUGCCACUCCCGCGGCCGUGAAGAUUGGAAUAAUUGGUGGGACAGGCCUGGAUGAUCCAGAAAUCUUAGAAGGAAGAACCGAAAAAUAUGUGGACACUCCAUUUGGCAAGCCUUCUGAUGCCUUAAUUUUGGGGAAGAUAAAGAAUGUUGAUUGCGUCCUCCUUGCAAGGCAUGGGAGGCAGCAUACCAUCAUGCCUUCGAAAGUCAACUAUCAGGCGAACAUCUGGGCUCUGAAGGAGGAGGGCUGUACACAUGUCAUAGUGACCACAGCUUGCGGUUCCUUGAAGGAAGAGAUUCAGCCUGGCGAUAUCAUCAUUAUUGAUCAGUUCAUUGACAGGACUACCAGAAGGCUUCAGACCUUCUACGACGGAAAUCAUUCCUGUGCCAGAGGAGUGUGUCAUAUUCCAAUGGCUGAGCCGUUCUGCCCUAAAACAAGAGAGGUCCUCAUAGACACCGCUAAGAAGCUAGGACUCCGGUGCCACUCAAAAGGGACAAUGAUCACAAUUGAGGGACCUCGUUUUAGCUCCCGGGCAGAAAGUGUCAUGUUCCAAACCUGGGGUGCGGAUGUUAUCAACAUGACCACAGUUCCAGAGGUGAUUCUUGCUAAGGAGGCUGGAAUUUGCUACGCAAGUAUCGCCAUGGCAACAGAUUAUGAUUGCUGGAAGGAGCAUGAGGAAGUAGUUUCUGUGGACCGGGUCUUAAAGACCCUGAAAGAAAAUGCCAAUAAAGCCAAAAGUUUACUUCUCACUACCAUACCUCAGAUAGGAUCCACGGAAUGGUCAGAAACCCUCCAUAACAUUAGGAAAAUGGCCCAGUUUUCUGUUAUGUUACCAAGACAUUAAAAUAGCAUGGCUGCCCAGAAGACAAGGUAACCUUCUAACUCCAAUCAUUUGGGGAAUUCCUGCUUGAGAAAACACAGAAGAGAUAUGCAGCUUCUGUGCCCUUGCCCCCUAAGGAAGAACAAGUGAUAAGACAAGACAUUGCUCACAUCAGAGAUGCCUUCUAAAAGACUUGGACUGCUUCAAAUAACAGAAGGAAAGCAAAUAACCAGAAAACGUGGGGAAAUAUUUACACAUUAGAAAAAAAGAAGACACCUUUCACCAUUCCCCCAAAUUUGUAACAGUAAAGGU
Molecule: messenger RNA, 1150 nt
Organism: Globicephala melas (long-finned pilot whale)
Lineage: Eukaryota; Metazoa; Chordata; Mammalia; Artiodactyla; Delphinidae
Product: S-methyl-5'-thioadenosine phosphorylase-like
Biological process (GO): nucleoside metabolic process
Cellular component (GO): cytosol
Molecular function (GO): S-methyl-5-thioadenosine phosphorylase activity
Source: RefSeq, a predicted model, not a curated record